This is a messenger RNA of Salpingoeca rosetta, 3483 nucleotides long. RefSeq lists its product as uncharacterized. NCBI's taxonomy places the organism in Eukaryota, Choanoflagellata, Craspedida, Salpingoecidae. The coding region runs from base 16 to 3483 and encodes 1155 amino acids. The record is from RefSeq and is a predicted model, not a curated record. The transcript is spliced from 7 exons.
CGUUGGUUGGCGAGAAUGGCGGACGACGAGAACAGCAACAGCACCAGCAGCGUGGCUCGUCAUCAUGCAGCUGGUGGUGAUGCGCAGCAACACCAAGGGCAGCAGCAAGGGCAGCAGCAAGGGCAGCAGCAAGGGCAGCAGCAAGGGCAGCAGCAAGGGCAGCAGCAAGGGCAACAGCAAGGGCAGCGGCGAAGGACAAGCGCGAGGCUUCGACAGCGACCAAGGAAAAGCCUCGCGGAGCCAAGCUGGCUGCAGUCAUCAUCGGAUGAAGACGAUGCAGGAGGAACAGGAGUCCGAGCAGUAGGUGUUGUUAUUGGUGGUUCCCGCCGCACUGCAGGCAGUGACAGCGACGGUGGUGCCGGCGGUGGAGGCGGCAAAUCACCGACAUUCGAUAGCGACAGUGGAGAGAACAGCGAGGACCCAGACUGGGCCACCACGGUGGAGGCCAAAGAAGCCAUGGAAGAGGAGAAGAAGGCCUCCACCAGCGCAGCGCAGAAGAAGGAAAAACAGGCAGCCGCGGCAAGCAAGAAGAAGCAAAAGCAACAGAACAAGAAGAACAAGAAAAACCAGCAAGGUGCUGCGCCCGCCUUUGCCGAUGACGAAUUUGACAUGGACGACAUGGACGACAGCGACGACGAGCUCCAUGACUUGCGCGACUGGCACGCCCAGGCAUCGGCGUCCACAGCUGUUGCGCUUGCGUCCGCCGCAAAACUGAAGUCAAAGCAGCGCCGCGCCGCUUCCUCUGCUUCUGGCGCGCGUGACAAAGGGUCAACUGCACCCGGCACGGGGCUUUCUCCCCCCGUGCUGGAAGCCGACUUUAGCUCCUUCCGCAUCGGCGAAGCCGUGCCGCUCCCAUCCAAGAAGAGCAAGCACAUCUCCCCAGCGCCACUGGUGCGGGGGCCCAACUUGGAGCAAGCCAUGGCCAAGGCGUGCAAGCAUCGGGGCGGGUACAAGACUGGGCGCUAUGUGAAGAAGAACCGCGAGUCAAACAAGCGUGCCCGUCGCAUGGUUCAACAAAACCCGAACCCUCGCACAGCCGUCGCUGACGAGGACGCGGGCAACCCUGUCAUCACACCCACCGUGCUUCCGCCAGAGCCACGGUGGUACUGGAAGGGUGACAACUACCCCAGACCCAACAAGCCGCUGACCCCGAUGGAGCGGCGUGCCCUCCACAACAUUUGCCAGAUUGCGCGAACCCGCGACUCAAAGCGCAGCAAGCUGCCGUGCGUCGAUACCGAGUUGAGAUUCAUCCACGAAUACGAGCGCCCCCUCUUCGAUGCCAUGCGCGCAAAGGGACUCGGCGCUGCUGUCCGCAACACCAGCGGAAGCAGCAGCGGUGACGCUGACGGUAACGGUGAUGGUGGUGUACAGAACAGCAGCACCACCACCACCGCAAGCACCGCCACCGCAAGCACCGCCACCACAAGCACUACCACCUUCACUAGUGGCAGCGGCGUCGCUGAAGACACUGCAGCAAAGGGCACCAGCACGGGGAGCAGAGGGGACGACGUGGGCGGUGUUGAGGCCGCUGGCACGACGGGCGGGAGCGGUGGCACUGGUCCUGCUGCUGUGGCCACUAGCGGGGAUGUUGACGGUGGCAACGGUGGCAGCGACAAUACCAAUGACAACAAGAGAAGCAACGACAACAAGAGAAGCAGUGUCAACGAUGAUGGCGAUGAUGAUGGCAGAUGUGUCCGCAUUCCUGCCGAAGUGUUGGACGCGUUACGCUCAUCUAGUUCCAGCGACAACGACGACAAUGAUGAUGAUGAUGAUGAUGGUGAUGAUGAUGAUGAUGAGGAUGAGGAUGAGGAUGCCACGGUUGUUGUCGAGCACAUGAUGAAGCCAUCGAAGGAAGUUGUGAAUCAUGAUUCGCCGUUUGGGGUGCGCGCCAAGGAGAUGAUGGCACGGGAGGACAGAUUACCGGACACGGCGCUGCCGUCGCGUCUUGUUCCCGCCAUCACGCAGUGGAUGCUCCAUCCGGUUCGCCGCCUGGUGCAGACCAUCUGGCAGCACACCAGGCAAGUGCUGCUUGACCCGUCGCAGUCUGCGCACCGGUACGCUGGGUACCGCGGGGCAACGAUACCUCCGGACGUGCUUGAGAUGAUCACCAUGGCAGUCAUUGAGGAGGUGCAGCGCUUGCUCCACGACUUUAUCAUCAUGGCCUUCAACGCACCCCCGGGAACGCCCUACCUCUCAACCAUACGCGCAGCGUCGUGGGAGUCGGUGCUCUUGGCUGCCAGCACAUCGUGGUCCAAAGUGCCAACACGCGUUGUGACCCGCACCCGGCGUCACCUUCAGUCUCGCUUCCCAACAGUGCAGCGCUACCGCAAGCUCUCCCAGUGGCGGGCGAGCGGGCACAGGCCGCAGGAUGCCGGCGCAAGGGCGAUGCGCAGUGGAUACAGAGUCACAGAUGCGAGGAUGGCAGACAUCAAGGGGUGGGGGCGGCUUGGUAUGCAGGGCGAACUGGACUUUCGCGUGCGUGGACGGGCGGAAAUACGGCGACAGGUUUACGCAUUGAUGAGCAAACGGCGGCGGAGGAAGAUUGACGUGUACAUCCGCGACAAGGACGAGCUGGUGUACCGAUACACGCGGUGGUGGAAGAGGCAGCGGGCGAUCAAGAAGCAGAAGGAGAGGGAGCUGCAAGAAGCACAAAUGGCAAAGGAGGAAGAGGUGCAGCAGGCCGAGGCAGGGAGGGGUGGGGCGGCGGUGACGGGGGAGGGCGGGGAGCAACGAGAGGCGACAGGGGCAGCGCCGAUGAAGGAAGAGGAAGUUCUGAUGGAAGAAGAGGACGAGGACGAGGACGAGUCGAUUGUGGAGGAGGAAGCAUUUAUGGAAGAGGAGGAGGAGGAAGAGAGGGCGGACACGGAGGAGGAAGAGGAGGAAGGGGAGAAAGACACAACAGAAGCACAAGAAGAAGAAGAUGACGAUGAAGACGAUGAAGACGAUGAAGAUGAGGAAGACGAGGAAGGGGAGAAGGAAGAGGAGAAGAGACGCGUUGUUGUGGACGAGGAGUCGAGCGAUGACGAGCCGCUUCCCCACGAUGUCUAUGACGAGGAUGCCGGCGACAGCGACAGCGAAAGCGAUGGGGACAACAGUGCCGUCGCCGAGAACAACAUCACCAUCACGGGCAUGGGUACCGAGAGCGUGAUGAUUGAGGAGGAAGAGGAGGAGGACAACAACGACGAUGAUGAAGACGAUGAGAACAACGAGAACAGCAACGACGACGACAACGAGAAUAACGACGACGCGAGUGGCAGCGUGAUCGAGAGUGCCGUGGAUGAGGAGGAUGAAAGUAUCAACAGUAAUAGUCACGUGGACAGUGACAACAACGACGACAAGGGAAAUGACACCGACGGCACGAUUGUCAUGAAUGAAGACGACAACGCCGAUGCGGAGGAAGUGGGCGACAACGACGAUGAUUAUGAUGAUGACGACGACGAUGAUGAAGAAAUGGUGAUGGGAAGUCAAGACUUGUUCAACUAA